This is a messenger RNA of Macrosteles quadrilineatus (aster leafhopper), 2052 nucleotides long. RefSeq names its product low-density lipoprotein receptor-like. The record is from RefSeq and is a predicted model, not a curated record. The transcript is spliced from 7 exons. NCBI's taxonomy places the organism in Eukaryota, Metazoa, Arthropoda, Insecta, Hemiptera, Cicadellidae. Bases 47 to 1369 code for a protein of 440 amino acids.
GAACCCGCGACUAGACCACUCCGGUCUGUGGUAGCCCCGACGAAUCAUGUUCAUAGGACGAUUUCUUUUGGAGGUUUCUCUGAUCGCAGCUGUGACAGCUCAUCACACAGUGCUCAUCGCAAACCAAGGAGGCGUACACGCUGUGGAUCCGAUCAGUCAAACUGUCAAAACUCUUCUACAAUACGAAAAAGGAGCCAACGCCGUUACAUACAGCCUACUAACUGAAAAUAUUUACGGGAUUUUCCAAAGUCCCAACCCAUUUGAUCACAAAAUAGUCAGGACUAAAAUCGUUGACAAAUCAGAGCCUCAUACAUGCAAUUCCACCAACUUGGAAGAAUGGUGCCGUAGGAGCAAGUUAUGUCAUAAAAUCUGCAAUUCUGACAAUCCUUACAUGCCGUUCCGAAUUAAGUUUGGCAAAUGUCUAAAGGCUAGCAACUUGGUAUUAGACUGGAUCAACGACAAUUUAUAUUGGACGUGUGAGCCGAAUGGUCGCGAACAAAUAAAGUCGUCCCUCAAUGUCGUGGAUGUGGAAGAUGAAUACAAUAAAACUCUUCUAACAAAGUCAAAUCCUAUACAAAGCAUUGAUGUCGAUCCAUUUAAAAAAAAACUGUUCAUACUGGAGUCUAACGUGUUGACCACCACGACCCUGGAAGGUGGCAAUGAGACGAUGAUUUACCAGUUUGACGAUGGUGUUGAGGACAUCUACAAGAUCACUCUGGAUACCGAUAGCAAGAUCGUCUAUGCUGUCGGAAAAUCGCUAAAUAACAGAAAUGAAAGGUUCCUGGCCAGUGUAAACUACGACGGAACGGACUACAAGAAAUUGUACACAAGUUCUGACCCGGCGUGGCAGUUUGGUCCAAAGAUUGUCAACAAAGUUGUCUACUGGCUGACUUACUCCAACGACACUGAAUGGCAAGCUGUUGGCGAAGCCCACGUUAAAAUGGAGAAAUUGCUCGUGCCAUUGGGCGUUGUCCAAUGGAGUCUCGUCCAUAUAGAUGCCCAGAAGCCUUUGAACAGUUCACACUGUAGAUUGUCAGGAUGUUCACACGGUUGUACCAUUUAUUCAUGGAUAAAUGUGGCAUGUCAGUGUCCAGAUGACAUGAUUUUAGCAGAGGACAACAAAACGUGCAAUGGAGGAUAUGCUCGAAACGCACAUGUCGGCUGUCAGGCAAACACUAAGACUUACCAGAAUGCAACUGUAACAGCUGGAGCAGUAACGGCAUCUUCAAGCAGUAUGACAUUAUUUUAUAUCGUCAUAACAACAAUCUUUGUGUCUGUAUUUAUUGUUAUGAUUGUUGUCAAACGAAGAGCGAAAAUUGGGAAAUACCAGCCGGAAGAUUCGCAAGAAAGAACGGACUUUUCUUUGUGAAAACAAACUCGAAUUUAUUAAUAGUAAUAUAUGAAGGUCUAAAUUUGAAUUCCCGGUAUGAUAAGUUUUGAUAUGAUAAAUGAUAUUCGUACUAAGGUACUUCAAGGUUGACAUUAACUAAGUAGACAUCUCAUUACAUUGUUUGUUUUCUGUUUCAUGUGUUGCCUACACAUUGGUAUAGUUUGGGUCGUACAAAUGUCUAUUAAAUGAUUUUAUUUUCUUUUAAGCUGGAUUUUAUGAUUUGUGUUUUAGUAUUGUUUAUGACACUAGAUGAGAUGCCAUUGUUUAUUGUUUAUAAUUGGAUCGAUUUGUUUUGUUAGUUGUUAAUAAAGCUCAUGAACAAGACAUAAAUACAGUUAAAAUAAAGUAGCUAAGCUAGCUAGUAAAAUAAAGAACCAUAUGUCAAGAACAUAAAUGUUGUCUUCUGCUGGUACAUAAGAUGAUAAAUUCACAUUAGAGUAUGUUUAUCUCAUAGUAGUGAUUAAAGGCCCAUAAUCUUUAUAUUUUGUGUACUCAAAAGUAUCACAGUAUGUAUUUUACUAUACGGUACAGCCUAAGAAUUUAUGUUGUUUCUAUUGAAUGCUUUUUACAGUUGUGUUUUUACAAUCAAACCAAUAAAAUCUGAGUGUAUUUAAAAUAAGUAUAUUUGUUCUUGACAGCUGAAAAAUAUAUUUUGUAUUUAU